Messenger RNA from Hydractinia symbiolongicarpus, 804 nucleotides. RefSeq names its product tigger transposable element-derived protein 4-like. The record is from RefSeq and is a predicted model, not a curated record. Bases 1 to 804 code for a protein of 267 amino acids. The transcript has a single exon. Lineage: Eukaryota; Metazoa; Cnidaria; Hydrozoa; Anthoathecata; Hydractiniidae. Gene Ontology annotation, cellular component: nucleus. Gene Ontology annotation, molecular function: DNA binding.
AUGGAAACCGUAUUGACACGUUUUAACAGAAAGCUGGUACUCGAAGAUAGAAAAGUGAUCCUUUUUCUCGACAAUGCUCGACAAUUCUCGCAGAUCAAGAUCGUCUUUUUACCGAAAAAUACAACUUCGAGGUUGCAACCACUAGAUGCAGGCAUCAUUCAAAAUUUCAAGGUUAAAUAUAGAAAAAGACUUGUUAAAUACGUAUUGGCAAGAAUCCAGGAGAACACAUCAGCAACUGAAAUUGUCAAGGCUAUCAACGUGCUUGUUGCUAUUCGCUGGAUACAAGAUGCGUGGAAGGAAGUAUCCAGCUCGACAAUCAAAAAUUGUUUUCAGAAAUGUGGCAUCAAAAGAGAUAGCGAGGAGAUAGAAGAAAAAGACGGAGAUGAUGAUUUGGAGUUUGAGGCACUUGUAAAGGAAUUUACUACAGACUUAUCCGCAGCAGAAUAUGUCAACUUCGACGCAAACGAUCCAGCAUCAGAACCCAUGAUUAACGAAUUAGAAAUCGAUUGGCGACAGAAGGUCAGAGAUGAUAGUAUCGAUGCAAUCUGCAAUCGAGAAAAGCCAGAUGAUCAGAUUCAGGAAAUUUCUGACGACGACCAAGAUGACGAGGAUAAUGACGACUAUGGGCCAAAACAAGAAGAGCAGAUGAGCUGCAAAGAAAUCAUCACAACGUUGGACAAAAUGCGCCGUUGCACCGUCUUCGAUGAAGAAAGUCAAAAAAUGCUGACGGCAGUUACAAAAAAGAUUGAGGAUCUACAAAUUAAAUUCAAGGAGCAACCCUCUAUCAAAGACUUUUUCUUGUAA